UUGAAAGCCAACGCUAGCCAAGGUGCAGCAAAGAUACAAUUUGUUGUACGCAACUUUUCCAAAAUUGAUAGCACUGUACUUAGUGAACCAGUACAUGCUAGGAAUAUUCCAUGGCGCAUUAUGUUAAUGCCACGACAUUCUGGUCAGGACAAAACUAAGCAUAUAGGAUUCUUUUUACAAUGUGCACCUGAGACCGACAGUUUGUCUUGGACGUGCAGUGCGUCGGCAAUAUUAAUGCUAGUGAAUCAAUCCAAUAAAGAGGCGUCCAUAAUUAGAAAGAUUCAUCAUGUAUUUUUUCCAAAAGAAAAUGAUUGGGGUUUUAGUCAGUUUAUUUCAUGGAAUGAUACGAUGGAUCCAAGUAAGGGAUUUAUUAAGAAUGAUACCAUUAUUUUAGAGGCUUCCUUAAAUGCAGAUCCUCCACAUGGUGUCUGUUGGGAUUCGAAGAAAAUUACUGGUUUUGUUGGAUUAAGAAAUCAAGGAGCUACAUGUUAUAUGAAUUCACUAUUACAAACUUUAUUCUUUACUACGCAAUUGAGAAGGGCUGUUUAUAUGAUGCCAACCGAAAAUGAUGAUCCUGUUAGAAGUGUUCCUUUAGCUAUGCAGAGAAUAUUUUAUGAUUUACAAUAUAGCGAUAAGCCUGUUGGAACUAAAAAGCUUACUAGAUCUUUCGGUUGGGAAACUUUAGAUUCUUUCAUGCAGCACGAUGUGCAAGAGCUAUCUAGAGUGUUGUUAGAUAACUUGGAGAAUAAAAUGAAGGGUACAUGUGUUGAGGGAACAAUUCCGAAGCAGUUGGAAGGAAAAAUGAUCUCUUACAUAAAGUGCCUACAUGUAGAUUAUAUGUCAUCCAGAAUAGAGCCGUUCUUAGAUAUUCAGAUUAACGUGAAAGGAAAGAAAACUAUUUAUGAAUCAUUUGACGACUAUAUACGUUUUGAAACCAUGGAUGGAGAAAAUAAGUAUGAUGCUGGUGAAUACGGACUGCAGGAAGCUCGCAAGGGUGUAAUGUUCUCGAAUUUUCCCCCCAUAUUACACUUGCAGUUAAUGCGAUUUCAAUACGACCCCCUUGCUGAUCUUAAUGUUAAAAUAAAUGACAGAUACGAAUUCUAUGACAAACUGGACCUUAAUAAAUUCCUAGAAAAACCUGAGAGUGAGCCUGCAAAUUAUACCCUACAUGCUGUAUUAGUUCAUUCAGGAGACAAUCAUGGUGGUCAUUAUGUUGUUUAUAUUAAUGUGAAAGGAGACGGAAAGUGGUUUAAAUUUGAUGACGACGUCGUUUCUCAGGCAACUGCUGAAGAAGCUAUCGACAACAACUAUGGUGGAACUGAAGGAGAUGAACAUUUCGGGAGACAUUGUACAAACGCUUAUAUGCUUGUAUAUAUAAGGGAUAGUUGUCUAGAUGAAGUCUUACGUGAAUUAAAUGACGAUGAUAUUCCUGAAAGUUUGAAGAGACGGUUUGCGGAAGAGAAAAAACUAGAAGUUCAGAGAAGGAAAGAAAGAAACGAAGCUCAUUUAUAUAUGUCAGUACAGGUUUGGAGAGAGGACCAGUUUUCUUGUCACCAGGGAUUUGAUUUAUUUGUUGCAGAUAAGGCAAAACACAGUACCUACAAAGCAUUAAAGAAAUCAACUUUAACUGAAUUUUUAACGGCACUUGCUGAUUCAAUUGGUUAUUCUGUAGCUGAGAUGAGACCGUGGCCCCUGUUUCAUAGACCCAAUGGUACGACACGUGUUAUUGGAUUAGACGAAGCUGACUAUGACAGAACGCUUUUUGAUUUAGCGGACAAUGACGAAAAUUGGUUUAUUUUCCUAGAGACGCUCUUGCCAGAUUCUGGACUAAAGAGUUUACCGCCUUAUGAUAAAAAUAGUCAAGUCAUUGUUUUUUUGAAGUAUUAUGACGUAAUGAAUAGAAAAACUUCAUAUGUUGGCCAUUUGUACAUAGAAUUAUCCAUGUCAUUGGAUGAUAUAGCUAAGAAAUGUCGCGAAUUUGUAAGUAUUCCGUCUAGCGUUCCUCUCCUAUUUUUCGAGGAAGUAAAGCCAAAUAGAGUUGACAUACUCACCGAUACAAGUAUACCUCUCUUGAAGGUGAUGGGAGACUUCACAGAUGGAGAUAUACUUUGUUUUCAAAUCGACUCUAAAGAUGAAAAAAUUCCUACGGUAGAAGAUUACUUCAGGGAACUCUUUAAUCGUAUUGAUGUAAAAUUCUUUGAUAAAAACGUUUCAAAUGAUCCUGGUUUCACAUUAACUUUAUCUCAACGAAUGCACUAUAUAGAGAUUGCAAAUGCAGUUGCAUCACAUUUAAGUAUCGAUCCGAUGAUGUUGCAGUUCUUUAAAAGUUAUCAACCAUAUCGAGAUGCAGCAAGUCAUCAUCCUAUUCGGUGUUCAUUCGAGGGAACCCUAAUGGACUUGUUUUUACACUACAAACCGUCAAUGGCAAAAAAGCUUUAUUACCAAAAGCUUACUAUCCCGGUUACCGAAAUGGAAAAUCGAGUACAAGUAAAAUGUACUUGGGUAACGAAACAUUUGAAGGAGGAGACCGAAUUUUUUGUCCAUCCAUAUAAAGAUGCUACUAUUGAAGAGCUAUUAGAUGAAGCAAGGACACUGAUUAAGUUACCCUCGGGAGGCACUGGGAAGCUCAGACUGCUAGAAGUGGUUAGCAACAAAAUUUGUACUUGCUAUGAUGAAGAAAGUAGCAUCGAUUGUCUUACUCAGCCUUUGCAACGUAGUUACAGACUCGAGGAAAUACCACAUGAUCAAAUGGACUUAGAAGAUAAUGAAAUUCUCAUCCAAGUUGCACAUUUUCAGAAGGAAAUUUUUCAAACUUUUGGUGUACCGUUCUUAAUGAAAAUUGUUGACGGAGAAUCAAUAGAUUCUAUCAAGCGAAAAAUUAAGGAGAGAUUAGAUAUAUCUGACAAAGAUUUCGAAAAGUAUAAAGUUGCCAUCGUAAGACUUGGUCGUGUUACGUACCUGCCAGAUGAUGAGGAUAAAACAAUUUCUAUUGAAGAUUUGCAACCAACACAUGGUGGUAGUUUUGUUGGCCGGCCGUGGCUUGGCUUAGAUCACGUAAACAAACAGCCUAAGAAGACUCGUUACUCUUAUAUGGAAAGAGCAAUAAAGAUUUUAAAUUAA
Molecule: messenger RNA, 3120 nt
Organism: Trichoplax adhaerens
Lineage: Eukaryota; Metazoa; Placozoa; Uniplacotomia; Trichoplacea; Trichoplacidae
Exons: 45
Biological process (GO): regulation of protein stability; protein deubiquitination
Cellular component (GO): cytosol; nucleus
Molecular function (GO): protein binding; cysteine-type deubiquitinase activity; cysteine-type endopeptidase activity
Source: RefSeq, a predicted model, not a curated record